Molecule: messenger RNA, 1241 nt
Organism: Molossus molossus (Pallas's mastiff bat)
Lineage: Eukaryota; Metazoa; Chordata; Mammalia; Chiroptera; Molossidae
Gene: ING1
Product: inhibitor of growth family member 1
Exons: 2
Coding region: 120-926 (268 amino acids)
Biological process (GO): positive regulation of DNA-templated transcription
Cellular component (GO): nucleus
Source: RefSeq, a predicted model, not a curated record
GGGCCAGCGGGGGACGCUGCUUGGGCAUGCGAUGAUCUUGAGGCGGCAGUCCUGAGACAGGGUCGGUUCCGCCUGAGUCUUGGGCGGGUCUGGCUGCCACCCCGCGUCACCCGGCGGGCAUGCAGCAGCGCCGGACAGGCUCUGCCUCCAAGUACGAAACUCAUAGUAAAGUUUGCGCCUCGCCUGCCGCCUCUUGCCCCCGCGACCCCCGUCCCGGCAAAGAAAUCCUGAAGGAACUAGAUGAGUAUUAUGAGAAGUUUAAACGGGAGACGGAUGGCACCCAGAAGAGGAGAUUGUUGCACUGCAUUCAGAGAGCCCUGAUCCGAAGCCAGGAGCUGGGUGAUGAGAAGAUCCAGAUUGUAAGUCAGAUGGUGGAGCUGGUGGAGAACCGGACCAGGCAGGUGGACAGUCACGUGGAACUCUUUGAGGCACACCAAGAGGUCAGUGACACAACUGGCCACAGUGGCAAAGCCGGCCAGGAUAAGUCUAAGAAUGAGACAAUCACACAGGCAGAAAAGCCUAACAACAAGAGGUCUCGACGACAGCGCAACAAUGAAAAUCGGGAGAAUGCAGCUAAUAAUCACGACCAUGAUGAUAUCACCUCAGGAACGCCAAAGGAGAAGAAAGCAAAGGCUUCCAAGAAGAAGAAACGCUCCAAGGCCAAAGCAGAGAGGGAAGCAUCCCCUGCAGACCUUCCCAUUGACCCCAACGAGCCUACGUACUGUCUGUGCAAUCAGGUCUCCUAUGGAGAAAUGAUCGGCUGUGACAACGACGAGUGCCCUAUUGAGUGGUUCCACUUCUCCUGUGUAGGACUGAAUCAUAAACCAAAGGGCAAGUGGUACUGUCCCAAAUGUCGAGGGGAGAAUGAGAAAACCAUGGACAAAGCCCUGGAGAAAUCCAAAAAGGAGAGGGCUUAUAACAGGUAGUUGGUGGACCUUGAUGGACCUUGAUGAACAGCGAGGAGAACUAAGCCAGUGUAUUUAUUACAUCGUCACCUUUGGUGAGGUGCAAAGACUGUACAAUGUAUAUUUUUAAAGAAUGUUAGAAAAGGAGCCAUUCCUUUUGUAGGGAUGGCAGUGAUUCUCUUUGCCUUUUGUUUUCAUUGGUACACGUGUAAUAAGAAAGUGGUCUGUGGAUCAACAUUUUAGAAACUGCAAAUAUAGGUUUGAAUUAAACACUCAAGUGAGUCUCAGACUGGUUUGUUUUUUGUUGUUGGGUGGGGCUGGGAAGUUGACUUGGAA